Messenger RNA from Penicillium roqueforti, 2466 nucleotides. RefSeq names its product WAPL family protein. The record is from RefSeq and is a predicted model, not a curated record. NCBI's taxonomy places the organism in Eukaryota, Fungi, Ascomycota, Eurotiomycetes, Eurotiales, Aspergillaceae. The transcript has 2 exons. Gene Ontology annotation, biological process: regulation of chromosome condensation. The coding region runs from base 1 to 2466 and encodes 821 amino acids.
AUGGAGAACUCACACCCUCGCAAUCGACGACUCGUAACCUACGGCUCUGCUGCCAAAAGCCAACCCCCGUUGAAUAACGAAAGGCCUGUACACUCAUCUGCCGCUAAAACAACUCCUAAAGAUAUGCCUUUGCCCAAGUCGUCACGUCUCUCACGGCCCUUCCACACCAGGUUACAGCGCGACAAGAAUGGAGAUAAACAACCGUCUGGAUCGGAAAAAAUGACCACGACGCGAAGUCUUACGCAAUCAAAACCUAUUAUGGAACCUAAUGUGUAUGACUUGCCCUCUUCAGACGAUGAACAUAUGUAUAUGGUCCAGAGAAAGCGAAGGCGAUAUAGCCCCGAUGGAAACAAAGCCAUUCCUGUGACGAAGCCAUCCGUGAAGCCAAAUGAGACAGAAAUGAGAGAUCGUAAGGUGUCACCACAAAUGGAGAAGAGGGUUCCCAAUAGUCGGUGGCCAUUAGCCAAAAAGCCAGAAGCCGAUCAGCAGACAAACCCCGCGGGGUCAACGUCGUAUUCAAGGGCUAGGAGGUCUGUGCGGAACCAGACCAAGGUAUCUACUCUCGAGAAUGAAAUGGAAAUUUCAACCGAAGGGAGCUUUGGGGACGGAGAGUCCGUGCGAAAGAGCUCACCGGACGUCAACCAGGGCUAUGCCACUAAAGCGAACACCACCCCUGGUCGAAGGAGGCUGAUUGAUUCGCUCGGGAUCACGGAACACACGGUUGAAACAUCUCCAGCGAUUGAAACAUCACCGGAGAGUCCCUCUAGUAGUCAGCCGUCUCGAGAUCCAGCCCCCGUUGACCGAGCUUCGCCAAGUGCAGCUGUGAAUGAGUGUCCUGCCGAAAGCCAAAUUCAAGGAUCUCCUGCCUCGGUGCCAUCUCAUUUACGAGGUUCCCGCGUCACCUAUGCCCGCCAGCGUUCUUUUUUGGAUGACAUGGUUAUGUCAGAGGACCCUUCUAUGCAGGAUGCUCCCUCUGGCCCAAAGCACCGCUCUCAGUCUGUCCAACGUCAGUUGAAUUACGAGGCUACUUCCAGUGCCCGUUUAAUCGUGCCAAUUGAGGAUACCAACGAGGAUGGAUCUGUCCGAAGUAUUCAUGAGCUCAGACAAGCUGGGGGAAACGCUCGUUACCGAGGCGCCGUCGAAUCUAUCUUUGAGGAUAUCGAAGAUCCGCAAAACUCAUUGACGGGUCGAUGCAAUGCAAUUCUCCAACUGUGUGGUAAACUUCUGGAUACUGGUCUCAGACGGCGGUUUGUCGAGUGCAAUUUUGACAAAAGGCUUGUGGAUUGUCUAUCUAUGGAUCUUCAAGUGGUCCCCACUAUUCUAGCUUUCUGUGCCUACGCACUGGGAUCAUCGGAUGGGCACAUGUCUUAUGUUCUUGCAACUUCCGCAUGGCCUAAGCUCCUGAGUGCUUCGCCUGCCUUAUUGGGCAUGCAAGACGAUAUACUAGUGACCGCAAGAGCUAAAGCCAGCGGCCUUCCCCGGCACUUGCAAAAUACAAUCCAGGGCACUAUUCCACAGAUAUCCGCUGUGCUUUUUCCCGAUACCGCAUCGUCGAAGCUGUCCCCAUGCACUCUGGCGUUGUAUUGCCUGAGGUCGACGAUCUCCACGAUGCAAACCAAGGGAAAGAACCCUAGCCUCUCCACAUCUCUUCUGAAACCUUUGGUUCAAGUGCUCGUGUCCGAAAGCCAGCGUUGUGUUUCAUUGGAAAAAUUACACCCGGAGAGCUCUCAAAUACUGUGCAUGGGCUUUUCAAUCUUGGAAGCUUCUACUGCAUUGGCUGAAUCGCUCACAAAAGAGCAAUGGGAUAUUCUAGGUCCGCUCUCUGAACUUCAUAGCCUGCUCUCCUUGGAGUCGGGCACUGUCAGCCAAAUACAACCCCUUUACAUUCGACUUAUCUUGAAUGUGACCAACAGCAACCCCUCCUUCUGUGAUAGAUUUGCAAACUCGGAGAUAGUUGGGGGGCUAGUCCGGAUUGUCUCUGCGAACUUUGGUGACUUGACCGAAGAUGCGCUUGGACAAGCGAAUAAUUCUCUGGACAGCGUGAUAUUGGCGCUCGGCGCACUUAUCAAUCUUACUGAACAGAGUGAAGCAUCAAGAACGAUUUUUCUUCACUCUGCUGGUUCCUCGAAGCCUUUCCUUGAUCAAUUGUUGCAUUUAUUCAUGACUCAUGUCGAUUCCAUCUCCACGGCUCAUUCGGUCUUGGAAGUACACCACAAUGUUGCCGUGGGAUAUUUGGCCGUCCUGUUACUUACACUCAAUUUGGAUCCUGAUACCCGAUCCAAAAUCAAGAGCUCACUCGCUCCUAAUGGAUUAGCAGUGGUGAUAUCUACCGUUGAUGAAUUCCUGCAAUACCAUCAGAAGAUUGAACAAGAAACCUCCACUUUCCCAACUCAAGGACAACCGGCGAGUGGUUUCUUAUCCAGAUUACAAGAACUUGUCACUCGGAUUCGGUUGGCAGAGCAAUGA